AAUUCAAGCGUGCGUUAACGCAGCGGCAAUACGAAAUAGGCGUGAAAGUGCUUAUUUAGUGAUAUUUUAGUGAUGUGUGAUGAUGUACUCAGAUUAUUCGACGAUAUUUUGAAGAGCAAAAGUUUUAACUCCUGGGACGUAUUCGAGGAUGCUUUCAAACAGUUUAACAAAGUUGCACAAACACAUUAUGUUGUCAGAAGAAGUCGUAUUGACAGGAAUAAUCCUAUUUUGAGAUAUGAACGGGUGGAUUAUGUGUGUACAUUCGGUCAGAAAAGAAGAAGCCGAUCAGAAGGAGUCAGACCUGGACCACCUUUUAAGUGCAUGGGUUGUACGUCAAGUUUCAGUGUGAACAGUGUCAACGGAAGUCUGGUUGUUGGUGAUAUGAGGGGUGAACAUAAUCAUCCUUGUACACAAGAGUAUAUGAUGGUUGACCAUAGCAGACGUAAUCUCUCGGGAAUGCAGAGAGUCAUAGUUGAUAGUAUGGUGGAAUGUAUGAUUUCAACUUUUGAAUUGAGAAAUACAGUAUUAAUUAAAUUCGGGAAAUAUAUCAGCCGACAAGAUAUCGUUAAAUUGAAACAGAAGAUGACCGCAGGUAUGGACAGUAUGCAUUCUGUUCUGCAAUUAUUACGGUCGACAGGAGAGGUUAGAACGAAGAGUUCCAAUGGUCAGCUUGAUGUCAUAUGUUUCAGUCUGCACGAGCAAAUAAAGUUUUAUGAGUCUUUUCCGGAGGUAAUAUGCAUUGACUCAACGUAUAAAACGAAUAAUUUGGGAUUCAGUCUAUUUCAAUUAGUUGUAACUGACGGAUGUGGAAAGGGUGCAAGUGUAAUGUUUGCUUUUUGUCGGAGGGAAACUGUUGCAGAUAUUACACACGUUCUCAGGAUGUUUCAGUCCAUUAUGGGAUAUACGGAUGGCACUAAAACAUUUGUUAUGGAUAACUGUCAAGCAGAAAUUUCUUCGGUGAAGGAGGUAUUCCCUCACUGCCGAAUAAUUCUUUCUUCAUUUCACGUGCUUCGAGCCUUCGGUCGCAAGGUAUUUGCGUAAUAAUAAUUCCUACUGUGUUUUUAUUCAGUUUCGUAAUCCUGAACUACGUUAUGCACUGGAAAAGCUGGUUUCCACUCGGAUUAGACCAAAGUUCUCAUAUUUCUAUUGUUACAUCCGUAAUUCGUUCCCCCAAGCAUACAACUUUUUAAGUGGGCAUUGGAUUAACACGAGGCACAUGUGGGCUCGGUGUUUUUUCAGAAAAGCGCUCACUUUAGGCAAUCACACUAACAACAGGGUUGAAAUUGCUCACAGGUACUUGAAGCUGCAUCUCCGAAGAAAUGAUCCCUUGUUGUUGACCUUAUGGAAAGUUCAUCAUGUGUCCAUAAAAAAUUGGAGACUUCGGUCGUACGAUACUCUAUUUAAAUUACAGAAAUUUCGUCAGUUCAACGUAAGUGUAAAUUUUCUCUUAUACUAUUUUAUAGGUUCCAGAACCAAUUCAAAAGCAACUGGACAAAUUAACACCGUAUGCUGCUAGGAUUGUCUACCAGAGUUAUGGACGUAUUCACAAACUCAAUCACGAGUUAAUAAGCAGCAACAUUAUUGAUUGUUUCGAUGGAAUGCAGGACCACAUGGUUGAUACUUCCACUGGAGUGUGCACCUGUCACCACUUCCAUGAUUUCCGUCUCCCUUGUUCACAUGUCCUGUACGCCUACUAUAAGGGAUUGUUCACUGGAGGUAAGAUAAAUUGGUGUAAUACUUACGUAUUCAAUUUUAGAUCUAUUGCAAUACAGCCGUAGGUGGAGUAGAGAAUACAACCUUAAUGUUACCACGAGGACAAUACAGCGAGUUAAUAUUACGGAAUCUGAUGUAGACGAAUAUGCUCAACGAGUGUGGCAGUGUCUUCAACGCCUAAAGAAAAUAAAUGCAGAUAUUGCGCUCGAUGUCGUAUCCAGACAUUACAAUGAAUGUGAAAGCAUUCUCAAUGAUCUGCUUCCGUCUGUUCAGUCGAUGGAUUGUGAAUAGUCAUUUCCAUGUUAACACAGAUGUUAACGUUUUGUGCAAUAUGAAAUUGAAACAGUACUUCUGUGAUGAAUUCAUUUUCAAUCAUGUGCAAUUCAAAAGGGUACAGUUAGGAAAAAUUAACAUUAAAAACUUUUAAAGGUGGGUAACACAUCCAUACACCUGUCGACAUUUUCCGUAUAACUAUGUUUAUUUGUAAGCGUAUACAUGUAUUUCAGAGUAACAAAUGUUUUCAACUUAGUCAUAAAUCCGUUGGUUGCAUUAUAUUUGCAAUAUACGUCUCAAUGGAAGUGAGAUUCUAAGGUACUUGAUUUAUUAUUGUUACAUUGCAUAACAUUCAUUAUUAUGCUUACGUUUAUUUUAUUACAAUUUGCAGUUCAUCAUGCGCAACAGAAUUGCUUACAAUGUAAACGGAGGGCUAUGCCGGCCUAUAUAACCGAACUUUGGAAAUUUGGAGACUUGGUGCCAUCAAAUUACCCACUAGAAGUCGACGUAUCAGUUUUACCUUUUCUUAUUAUGUACAUAAUCUAAUUGUGCAUUGCAAUAAAAAUAA
Molecule: messenger RNA, 2554 nt
Organism: Trichobilharzia regenti
Lineage: Eukaryota; Metazoa; Platyhelminthes; Trematoda; Strigeidida; Schistosomatidae
Source: the annotation of a GenBank genome assembly